GGUCUCGGCUGUCCUGGUGCCUGCUUGGUUAGACUUGCCAUAUGGGCCAAGUUCAUUGUCUCACCUGUUUGUCUCGCUCUCUUAGUCAGUGAGGGAGUAUUUCAUUGUCUAUAGCCUGACAGCAAGCGUCAAACCCUCCACCAUCCUCAUUCAUUCACUUAAAUAUGUAAUAUUUCGUAUAUCCGUGUAUAUUUUUUUUAUUUUUACUUGUAACGUGUGUGUUGGCUGACGGACCUCGCGCUGGUUUCGCCACCUGGUAAAACCAGCUCUUGGUCGGGUUUCCCCUGUGCUCUGUGGGAUUGAUUAGGCGGUGCAGCUGCCGCCUGUUUGCUCAGGCACUGGGGAAGCAGGGUUUCAACGGAACAAGUUUAAAAAAAAAAGGAAAAAGUCAGAAUGUUGCAAGAAGCCACGUCAAAUGUUUUAAGGUUCCACAAUUACCUCCAGUCCAGAACCGAUGCCCGAGUCAAAGACUACCUCCUGAUGCAGAGUCCGGUCCAGAUGACCUCCAUCCUGUUGGGCUACGUGCUCUUCUCCGUCUACGUCGGCCCUCGCCUGAUGGCAAACCGCAAACCUUUCCACCUAAAGACCGCCAUGAUCAUCUACAACCUGAGCAUGGUUUUAUUUAACGCCUACAUAGUCUAUGAGUUCCUGAUGUCUGGAUGGGCGACCACCUAUACGUGGCGUUGUGACCUCAUAGACCCCUCCAGCAGUCCGCAGGCGCUGAGGAUGAUUCGAGCGAGUUGGAUGUUUUACUUCUCAAAAUAUAUUGAACUCCUCGACACCGUUUUCUUUGUGCUGAGGAAGAAACAAACUCAGAUCACAUUUUUACACGUAUUCCAUCACUCCUUCAUGCCUUGGACGUGGUGGUGGGGCAUCACCCUGACCCCUGUUGGUGGAAUGGGAUCGCUCCAUGCCAUGGUGAACGCCAUGGUCCACGUCAUCAUGUACUCCUACUACGGACUGUCCGCUGCAGGCCCUCGCUUCCAGAAAUAUCUGUGGUGGAAGAAGUACAUGACGGCCAUCCAGCUUCUGCAGUUCGUUGUGGUCUCCAUCCACAUCAGCCAGUACUACUUCAUGGAGAAAUGCGACUACCAGUUUCCCCUGUGGAUCCACCUGAUCUGGAUGUACGGCGUCUUCUUCUUCCUGCUCUUCUCCAACUUCUGGGUGCAGGCCUACAUCAAGGGCAAGCGGCUCCCCACCUCCGACGACGGGCCCAAAGUCAACGGCACGGCCGGCGAACACGUGGUGGUGGUGGCCAACGGCAAGCACCUGCAGAACGGACACGCACACCACCACGCCAACGGCAAGGUCCUGAUGGGCAAAGUCAAGGAGAUCUGACCUGGUGACUGGAACUGAGCAGGAGGCACACGAGGCUCGUUGGCGCCACCUUCAGUAUGUCCUUGGUGUCUUACAGCAUUCUGGAGCGGCCCGGACACCGGUGUUCUACUUGAAAAUAUCAGUGUAGACUUUAAUGAAAACAACCAACAUAUAUAACAGGGUGUUGCUAUUUGCCAGUAAUUUCUAUGUGCCACGUCGUUUGUUAGUGGAGAACUAACACUGUCUGGAUAUUGGUGCUCAUUUUGUCAUUGAUAGUAUUCAGCUGAGACUCGACCCAUGGAUAUGUGGCUGGCACGGCCCUUGUUGCUGAGGAGUAUUUCAUAGUCUUGGCUGACGUCUGGCACGUGUAAAGAACUGCUUGCUUUGUGCCAAAACAAGGUUUUUAUUGUAAAUGUCAAAUAUUACAGCUUCUUUUUUUCUGUUGUUAUUUAACUAAUGAAAUAAUAAAAUUGAUGUCAGGUAAAGGUCUAUUAUUUGAAAAGUGGUUAUGGUGUGUAUUUUUUAAGAAACAUCACACCUUCGUUUUUCAAAGUAACUUCAUACUGUAUAUUACAGUACUCAUGCAUUUAGGUAAUGGAGCACUGUGUGGUGUAUCGUCUCUUUGAACAGCACAUGAAGGUAAUAAAGAACAUCCCUUCUGAA
Messenger RNA from Betta splendens (Siamese fighting fish), 1980 nucleotides. RefSeq names its product ELOVL fatty acid elongase 1a (gene elovl1a). The record is from RefSeq and is a predicted model, not a curated record. Bases 394 to 1338 code for a protein of 314 amino acids. The transcript is spliced from 8 exons. Gene Ontology annotation, molecular function: fatty acid elongase activity. Gene Ontology annotation, biological process: fatty acid elongation, monounsaturated fatty acid; fatty acid elongation, saturated fatty acid; very long-chain fatty acid biosynthetic process. Lineage: Eukaryota; Metazoa; Chordata; Actinopteri; Anabantiformes; Osphronemidae. Gene Ontology annotation, cellular component: endoplasmic reticulum membrane; endoplasmic reticulum.